This is a messenger RNA of Erpetoichthys calabaricus (reedfish), 2643 nucleotides long. It is a transcript of the gene tiparp, whose product is annotated as TCDD-inducible poly(ADP-ribose) polymerase. The record is from RefSeq and is a predicted model, not a curated record. Gene Ontology annotation, molecular function: zinc ion binding; NAD+ poly-ADP-ribosyltransferase activity. Lineage: Eukaryota; Metazoa; Chordata; Cladistia; Polypteriformes; Polypteridae. The coding region runs from base 234 to 2135 and encodes 633 amino acids. The transcript is spliced from 6 exons.
CAGCUGGGAGCCGCAACCCCCACGGAAAGGGGCCGUGUUACGUGCUUGCAGGCUGCGGCUACGGAGGUUUGUCACACAGGCAGAAGCAGAGCGGCUAGAAGUUCUCACGGAUUCACCGGCGCGCAGAAGAACAUAAGGAAAAAAAGGGGGCUUCAUGAUCCGACUAGUCCUGCGCUGUGCCAAAGACAGGGAAACCUGAACCUGCCCCCAGAGGUCUUGAAAGGUUCCGCCAAAUGGAGAAAACUUUGCGUCUUCUGCAGACUGGCUUAAAAGGCGCUGGCCAAGUGCUGGGCGACCCGACGCUGGAUCUGAACAGUCCAACGGCAGCCAGCGGCGAAUUCACCAAGCAGAUGAGCUUGGCGGAUAAAAUCCCCCUGGUCAAGCCUUACCUGAAAAAGAAACACGCGCCCAGGAAGCUGGAUGCCAAGUGUCUACGCGCACUGGACCCCAUCCUUACCAGUCUAUUUAGCUCCGAAAACCUAGGCGCCUGCGAUGGCGUCUUUGUCUCCAGGAACCAAACCGGCAGCCGGAGGAAUUUGUGCGAGGCUGCGGUGGCGAAGCAGAUCUGCCUAAAAAGAAACGGAGUGCCCGAUUUGAUGGGCGACCACGGUGUUGAACUCAUGGAAGGGGAACAGAAAGCCAGUUCCCUCCAGACGGGUCCCAAAGACAGCUCCUUCCCCCUCCCAGCCAGCGGUCCAGAACAGACGAGCGGAAUGUACCCAUUCGCACCAAUAGAGACGGACAACAGUAAUCACUUGCACACGGGGCUCUUUCAGGAUAAAAGCGAAGAAGCCUCUUUGGAUCUCGUGUUUGAACUUUUAACCCAGCUGCAGUAUCACACUCACCAGGGCGACGGAAUCCCGAUCUGCGUGGAUUUCUUGCAGGGAGGCUGCGCCUUUGGCAGCGACUGUCCCAAACACCACACCGCGCUCCCAUACCACUGGCAGGCGAGGAGGAGCAGCACUCAGGUGUGGCAGAGUGUAGCGGAAGACUCCCAGGAACAGCUGGAACGGCUUUAUUGCAACCCCGACAACGAACAGAUAAGGCUUAAAUAUAAGGACCGCGUGCUGCCACUGGAUUUUAACCUCAUGAGAGUUGCUGAUGUAGAAUAUGACCUGGUGAGGCGACUGGCUACUCCUUCUAGCCCAAAUAUAAAUUGCAAUUGUAACACUGUGUGGAGGUACUACUGCAGAGACAACAUCGGCUGGAGAGAAUACUCUGAGCCUGUUGUUCAUUUAAUCGAAGAUGCUGCAUGCAGAGGAUUGAAGGAAGUCCGAUUCGUCACCCUGCAAAACCAGUAUAUAUUAAACAUCAAAGAAGGGUUUCAGCAAAAUGCUGUCUUUGGUUUUAGAAGACAAAUCAAGAAAAGACCUCUCUUCCUUUCAACCGUCACCCUUAUGCCAUAUUUACAAACACUUGGUGGCAUUCCGACAGCAAUAAGCCCAGCGGCCAGGCUUGCGUGCAAUCCCCCACUGUCGCCAGGUGUCUCUACCUCAUCAAGUCUUUAUCCAGAAACUUGGGUGGCAAUGGAGGCUUUCCAAGAUUUUGUCCAGGUGCCAGUGUCCAAGGAAGACAAAAGCUACAGAACUGUUUACAGUCUCUUUCAUAAGACAGUGUCAGAGACCAAAUAUAAAAUAUUGAAAAUUAUGAGGGUCCAGAAUCCUUUCCUUUGGGAAAAAUAUAAAAGGAAGAAAGAGUACAUGUCCCGAAAGAUGACGGAAAUGGACCGCAUGUUAAACGAAAGACACUUGUUUCAUGGGACUUCUCAAGAUGUGGUGGAUGGCAUCUGCAAGCACAACUUUGACCCCCGUGUUUGUGGGAAGCAUGCAACCAUGUUCGGACAAGGCAGUUACUUUGCCAGGAAGGCGAUCUACUCACACAACUUUUCCAAACGCUCUUCAAAAGGAAUACAUUAUAUGUUUCUUGCCAAGGUCCUCACAGGAAAGUAUACCGUGGGUAACCCCACAAUGAGAAGACCACCACACAUCAAUGCCAUUGACCCUUCUAGCGAUCUGUUUGAUUCUUGUGUUGAUAACUGGAUAGACCCACAGAUUUUUGUUAUAUUCAAUGACGACCAGAGUUACCCUUAUUUCAUUAUAGAAUAUGAAGAAGUUUCUGAUACUGUGUGCAUUUAACUGCUGCUCUGCUCUGCUAGGAAACAAAACAAUAAACUGCCAGUUCCAUGGAAAAGUAUUCUUACCAAAAUAUUCUGUGGCGCAGGGCUAAUGAGCCCCAGGUCUGCAUUCAGGAUUCGAACAUUACAAAAGGCCAAGACCUUCUUUCCUCUGACCUCGGGGAUCCCAGCACAGCAUGCUAACUAAAAUACUGUAUGUGACAAGACUGUUCAUAGCAGCUGCAUUGUAACGUGUAGGAUUUUCAAAUGCUGUAAAUAUUUAAUGAACACCGUAGAGGAAAGCAAAUAGUAUAUAGUACUACUGCAGUCACAACUGUAAGACAUGUACAUAUGAUUUCAUUGUUUAUAUAUUUUAAAUAUGUGCCUUCUGUUUAUAAAAAAGGUUUAUUUAUGUCAGUAAAUGUUACAUUAAAAAAACGAAUUGUAUUGAAGCAUUUCACUGAAAAGCAAGGACUUUUGCUUUUAUCGUUAUGUGUUUUUCAUUACAAAUAAACAAAUAAUCAAAAUUA